Messenger RNA from Amphiprion ocellaris (clown anemonefish), 3751 nucleotides. Its product is annotated as mucin-17. The coding region runs from base 306 to 1874 and encodes 522 amino acids. Gene Ontology annotation, molecular function: proton-transporting ATP synthase activity, rotational mechanism. Gene Ontology annotation, biological process: proton motive force-driven mitochondrial ATP synthesis. The transcript is spliced from 5 exons. Lineage: Eukaryota; Metazoa; Chordata; Actinopteri; Pomacentridae. The record is from RefSeq and is a predicted model, not a curated record.
CCCCGUUAGAACCCACAUGUCCGGUCUGCGGUUUUAAAUCUGGCGCUAAAUUAAGCAAUAAGCGACAAAAAGCUUUUUAUUUGCGGUCAUUUCAGUGAUUUACAGUCAGGCUUCUAACGCGCCACCUAAAAGGGUCUUUCCUCUCAUAACACGGUGACGACCCUGAACGUGGAACCUCUCCGAACAGAAAGAGGUUAAAAGUGGAACAAACUGAGAGUUAAUGUGAUAAUUAAUGGCGUUUAAAGUAACUGGAGCUGUCUAACUGAGGGAACAUGCUUCCAUCUGACGGCUGAUUAACAGAGAAAAUGAGCUCUGAGGUCUGUCCAUUCUGUGGGAAAACUUACAAAAGGUUGAAGAGCCACCUGCCUCAUUGCAAAGUAGCAGCAAGCUUCAAAACACCUCCAACCAAACAUGAUGUCGAAGCAAAUCAGACAACGUCAUCUCAUCAGCUGGCUGCAGUUUCAUCCAAAGCAACAGCGAAGGGAAAGAAAUCCACUGAGACAAUAGGACUUCAAACAAAGAAGGGUGAAAAGGUGUCUGCAUCAUCAGCACCAGCAAAUACAUCAUCUUCCUCACUGCUGACAUCAUCACCCCUAAAUUCCACCUCACCGCUGACAUCAUCACCCCUAAAUUCUACCUCACUUCUACCAUCAACUAAGAAGAAGAAACAGAAGUUAUCUGAUCAAAUCAAGACCGCCACCCUUUUCUCGCCAUCAUCUCCACCUCUGUCUCCUAUCGUCUCUAAACCAAAAAAGCAGAGUCUCUGUGCUUUGAUAGAAGCUGCAAAGUGUGACCGGGUUAAAAGGGGAACACUGGAAGGAGAAGACCUGCCUUCAGAUUCAACUCUGAGCUUCAGAACCAAAACUAAACCAGACAAAGACUCGGUGAAAGAUGAUGCCAGUAUUUCCCUGUUGUCUGCAGACCCCAAAGAUGCCUCUAAAAAGAAGAUGUCAAAGUCUAAGAAGGUUUCACAGUCUUCUUCCACUACCACACACACCUCUGACUUUCUGGACUCUAGGCUAAAUAAAAGUAGCACAAGACCCCCUGCAAGAGACUUCUGGGUGGACAGUGAAGAGGAGAUUGACAAUUUAUCUGUGAAUAAGUUGAAAUCGAAGGUUACCCUCCAGGACGUGAAAUCCACACUGGGUCGAGGUACCAGCCCCCAUCAGUCGAGCAGACCGAGCAUCCUGAGCCAGACUGAAGCUACUGCAAACCAGAAAGAUGCUGUUAGCUGCUUGGUAACUCCAGUAACUCAGUCUGACCAGCCGCUCAGCCCCACCUCACAACAUACGGAGCUAAAACCAGUGAAGAAAAAAGCUUCAAAGUCUAAACAACCAGCUUUAGUCACUCUGCAAGACAACACUCCCUCCCAGCUAGAACCAACGUCUCCAACUACAGCUACCCUCCUUUCUGCACAAACUUCACCUCCUCCACGGUCAGUCAGUCUGAGUGAGGGGCUGAAGGUGGGUCGUCACGUUACAGGACUCCUCACAGUUUCACCACCACUCAACCAGUUUUCCAGCCCUCUUCAUUUCCCUCUGCCUGUGAAGGUGGACGGAGUGGAGAAGUUGCCGCUCAAGGUCAGGAAACAGAACGCAGCUCAACAUCCAACUGAAGGAGUUCUGACCCAGCGGAGUCUUGGACAGGUGACCCUGAGGGACUUACCUGAGUGGAUGGCCUGCAGAACCCCCAGCCAUCCCAGAGAAGUGGUGGAAAUGGUCCAAAGAGGCUGGCAGUGGUAUUACAGGAGGUAUAUUGACGUGAAGAAAGGUGGUGUAGCUGGACUGGGCAUGUUGUUAGCAGGAUACUGUGUGAUCAGCUACAUCUGGAGUUACCCUCAUAUCAAGCUCGAUCGCUGGAGAAAGUAUCACUGAGGCUAAGAUACGGUGUUUGGACCAGCGUGAUUCUGAGGGACGAUUCAGGACACGUGGGUAACACAGACGAUGAAUUUAUCUGAGAAAUUGGCACCAGUUUCUCGUCAGAAUCUGAGCUGUUUCCUUUUUCUGAUAAAACAACGCAAAAGAACAACUGAUUUUUGUAAAUCAGCAUGUAGCUGGGCCAGCAGCUAGUUAGCUUAGCUUAUAGAAAAGGCUAAAAAUAGGGACAAGACUUAGCCUGGAUCUAAGUCUUGCUAAUCAGCUUGGCUGGACUUUGUCUAGAUUCAACAAAAUUGAUGUUAACUAGUGAAUUUUAGUGGUGCUGGUUAGAAGAGUUUGUUACUUUUGUCGAGAACCAGACUGGCUGUCUUCCUCGCUCCUUGUCUUUAUGCAAAGCUACAGCUGCAAGCUUAUGAACUGACGAAUAUCAAACUGCCAUCAAUCUUGUACUCAAUGUCAUGAAGUGACGAAACAAAUCCCAAAAAUUGGAAAAUUUUUACCUCUGAUAAAAUUUAUUUCAUACUCCGUUGUAAAGAGUAUCUAAAGUAUAAUGAAUCUAUUUUCUUAUGUUCUGUCCAUUCUUCCUACCAUAGUGUGUUCCUGCACACAGAAUAUCUACAACAGAAUGAAUGUCACAGAAAAACUAAGUAGAUACCGGAAAUAAUAAUGGUCAGAUAAAGAGUGGGGUCGGUAACGUCACACACCUGCAGACAGGUAAUAACGUUGUUGAUGCUUCUUCUACUGUGUUGUCCCACUAUUCCUGGGGCUCGGUGAAGUUGACAGGCAUUUUUAGGGGACAGAAUCAAGCUGUCUUCCAUCCACAGCAGUCUCAAAUGACUUCCUACAUUACGUAUGGUGAAUUUGCGGAGAUUCAAGUGCCUCCCAACACCCCGUUUUUGGCUUUCUCUUGUCAUAUAGCUGCAUUUUAAGGCGACCAGUCACUGGUCAAAGGAGUAUCUGUUAACUGGUCACACUGAGCUUUGUCCUUUAAAGACACACCUUUGCCAGGUGUGGAUUCAUUCAGUGUUUGACAGUUUGUCACCAGAUUAACCUCUCAAAACCUUUAAGUGCAGAAUUGGCUAAAACAUAACACGUUUCUAACCACAACAGUAAAAAUGAGAUUUUCUGCUGUUUAUAUACUUGCAUGCUGCAUUUGUGUUUUUGUGGAGUGUAAACUCUGCAGUUUCUUUCCAAAAUAUUUAUUUACUUAACUGUGUUUAUUCUAUUUCUCAUAUUAAUUAAUGUGUUUUGUGUCUUAUUUCCGUUUUGAAAGACAGCAUUACUUUUUAUUGGGGUUUUUUGUGAGUAAAACUAGUUUUAGCCUUGAUGUGUAACAGUCCCACUGUGUGUUGAACAGGCUCCACUAGGUGUCAUUGUUGGGUUGUGUUACCGAAACUGAAAGGGUUGCUGUCUUAAGUGUGCUAUGCAGUUUUCUUAGCUCUUGCAGAGGCAUUGGUGCCGGGGUCCAUGAGAGGAUUAAAGGGAACCAACAGAUUUCUAACUUGAUAAAAUGUUCUUCUGGCAGCCGCGAUGCAGAAGAACAUAAAAUCUAAACGUCCUCACACCAGUAUCUGUGAAAAGAUUGUAUCUGUGUAGCAGAGGGUUACAAAUCUGUUUUUCUUUUGCAAAUGCUUCCUCAGUCACAUGAUGUGAUUAUGCAUGCUUAGUCCAUCAGUAUGUGAACCCUCACAGAAUAGUAAUGGAGGCUCUCAGCCGGACUGGACCAGUUUAUUGUGUUCAAAAUGAUUUAUUGUUGACUCUCCUUGCUGCUGUAGUGAACACACAUUAAAUGAAGAAAUGACAGCAUUCUUGUAAUGAUUUCUCCUGACACCGCUUCUUAGCAAACACAAUAAAAAAUAAUUUCCAUUUUCUUA